UACACGGAUGUGCGCUUGUUUGCUGUCGAACGGGAGAGGAGGAAAAAUAAAUAACAUGACAGGGCGCGGAAAACGAAAAACUAAAUCUACUCCCCAGGAGUCGGAUUGUGCCGACGGGGAGUUGAGGAAGAAAGCCCUGUCAGAGGCGCCGACAGAAGGACGGAGGACGACGACUGAGGUUCCUGCCAGACUGAGGGAGGAGGUGGAGAGACUCUAUAAACUGAAGAUGCCCGAAGACUUUUAUCUCUUCUGGGACUUCUGCUCUUCGCUCAGCCCCGACAACCCCCGGGACGCGCUGAAGGAAACUCUGGGUUUGAGGUUGGUUGGCCCGUUCGACAUCCUGGCGGAGGCCCACCGUAGCUCAGCCGACCCUCAGCCCAACUACCACCUUCACUGGAGGUACUUCUACGACCCUCCGGAGUACCAGACCGUACUACAAGGGAACGCAGCCGACCUGCUACACCUGGGUUACUACAGAGAUAGUCCGGACUCCCUGCCUGUGUUUCUAGGGGAGAAUGAAGCCAGGAAGGGCUGUACCAUCACUCAGAUGGGGGACAACGUGUUUGCUGCUGUCCAUCUGUUUCUGGGUAGGAAGAGGAAGGAGAGGGGCGGGCGUAAGGAAGAGGGCAGGGCUCUGGUUAACCUGGGGGAGGAGUUAAGAGAGAGGGCGGAGUCUCUGGGCUUCUCCCUGGAGCAGAAGACCAAAGGCAUGAAGCAGAGAGACAAGAAG
Messenger RNA from Salmo salar (Atlantic salmon), 730 nucleotides. The record is from RefSeq and is a predicted model, not a curated record. NCBI's taxonomy places the organism in Eukaryota, Metazoa, Chordata, Actinopteri, Salmoniformes, Salmonidae.